AUGCUAGAAUUUGUAUUAUUUUUGGGUCUGUGUUUUGCUUUAGGGGGGUUGGCGGUUGCAUCUAAUCCUUCUCCUUAUUAUGGGGUGUUAGGACUGGUUGUAGCGGCUGUUGCGGGAUGUGGCUGAUUGGUAAGUUUAGGGGUUUCUUUUGUGUCUUUGGUGCUUGUUAUAGUAUAUUUAGGGGGGAUGUUGGUGGUGUUUGUUUAUUCAGUUUCGCUGGCGGCGGACCCUUAUCCUGAAGCCUGAGGUAGUCUAGGGGUUGUUGGUUAUGGGUUUGGAAUAGGCUUGGUUGUUAUGGUGGGGCUUGUUGUGGGGGGUGUAGUGGAGUUGUUAGUGGGUGUGGGAACGGUGAAUAAUGGAGGUUUGUUGUCAGUUCGAUCUGACUUUAGUGGGGCAGCUUUGCUCUAUUCAGAUGGAGUUGGGCUGCUUUUAAUUGGAGGGUGAGGAUUAUUAUUGACCCUGUUUGUGGUGUUAGAGCUUGUGCGGGGGUUGUCUCGGGGGGCUAUUCGGGCUGUGUAG
Messenger RNA from Pyrgilauda ruficollis (rufous-necked snowfinch), 519 nucleotides. Lineage: Eukaryota; Metazoa; Chordata; Aves; Passeriformes; Passeridae. The record is from the annotation of a RefSeq genome assembly.